Protopterus annectens (West African lungfish) is the source of this 2391-nucleotide messenger RNA. Its product is annotated as enhancer of split m7 protein-like. Gene Ontology annotation, molecular function: DNA-binding transcription factor activity, RNA polymerase II-specific; protein dimerization activity; RNA polymerase II cis-regulatory region sequence-specific DNA binding. The record is from RefSeq and is a predicted model, not a curated record. Lineage: Eukaryota; Metazoa; Chordata; Ceratodontiformes; Protopteridae. The transcript is spliced from 4 exons. Bases 443 to 1144 code for a protein of 233 amino acids. Gene Ontology annotation, biological process: regulation of transcription by RNA polymerase II; regulation of neurogenesis; anterior/posterior pattern specification. Gene Ontology annotation, cellular component: nucleus.
ACAUGUUCACUGAACAGAGAGGAACAUGUGUGCAGAGGAAGGAGGCAUAGCUAUUACCCUGACGUCGGGGUGGCAGGCAUCGCAUGCCUGCGGGUGCACUACCCAGCGCACUCUGAGUUUCAGCGCAGCUCUAUUGUGCUGCAACAGGCUGGACAUCUGUCGCGCUCUGGGCGGGCCAGCCAUCCGGCCACCGAAAAGAAGCGUUGACCUGUCAGUCCUGAUUGAUGGCCACAACUAAGCCUGCGGUCCCGACCCCUCCGGUGAGAAAAUAAGUGAACCGAAGAACUGACUGCAUUGAAAUGCUAAUGCACAAUUAUAAAUAGGAGCGAGGUGAAACCACCACAGACAGAAGACGACGAAGCUUUCGCCAAACUCCAGAGGCAAGGUGGCCAGGCGGGCAGCAAGCACUGGCUGCAACUUAGAAGCUCGCCUCCCGUUCACAAUGACCGCCAGCUCCAUGAUCAAGAAUGUGAAUAAGCCUCCCAGUGCCAAAGAGGAGAGAAAGCUACGAAAACCUCUAAUUGAAAAGAAAAGACGAGAAAGAAUAAACAACUGUCUAGAUCAGUUGAAGGAGACUGUAGCUGAUGCCUUUCGACUUGACCAAUCAAAACUUGAAAAGGCUGACAUUCUGGAAAUGACAGUAAAGCAUCUGCAGAAUAUUAAAAAUAAUAAAACCCUUGUUGACUGUAAUGUGGAUAUUGAGGCACAACAGAAGUACAGCACUGGCUACAUUCAGUGUAUGCAUGAAGUCCACACUCUCCUCCUGACAUGUGAAUGGAUGGACAAGACUCUAGGAGCCAGGUUACUUAAUCACCUGCUGAAAUCAUUACCAAGCUCCAGUGAGGAAAGUCGCAAGGCUGCCCUGAGGUCACCAACCCUAUUCCAAUCUUCUUCUACCCAGUCCCUGAAUACCUCUGUUUCCAGAACUGGGAUAGCAGCAUCUGCCAGUCCACCACGUGGCAAGCAAGCACAUCAUGAAGACCUCCUGGUAAUGACAGAUGGGGGCCAAUUUUCAACCUCCAGCCACCUGGACUCAAAGUUCCCUGGCAUGCUGCCACCAUCUCCCAUUUGUGGCCAGCAGUACAGUUCCUCUCAGCAGCAUAACUCCAUUCUGAGACCAUUAGAUAUGUGGCGGCCUUGGUAAAGGGAAGUGCCACUCUUUCUUCUAACAGUUAGACAGUUCUUUAUUUGUAUCUUAUAGAUAUGCUUAUUUACACUCGUGGGGCAGAACUGUUCCUGUAGGUGUUCUAAGACCAGGGUACUUCACGCAGAAGUAAGCCUAAGUGUAGCCUGUAUUGUAGAAGGCUGGUAUUGUGUAUUUAUUAAUGCAUCUAAAUUAUUGUAUAGGAAUUCUCUUGGGCUUUUUAGUGUACAGUAACUAAGAGCUUUCCUUCCUUCUGUGUAUUAAGAUUAUUAACAUAAAUAUUAAAAUUAUUAUUAAUAAUAAUAAUAAUAAUAAUAAUAAUAAAUACAAUUUCUCCUUUUGGUGGAAUCCAGAAGCCACGUUUUAAUAAGCCAAGGCUGCAUAUACAUAAAUUAUAUAUUUUAAGAACAUUUGCAUAUUUCAAAAAGGAUGUGAUCAAAGAGAAACGGUCCUGUCCUGCUAAUUCGUCCUAAAACAAACCUCUCCUAUUUCCAGAAAAGGCCUCUCAGGAGCUGCGUAUUAUGCAGAUUGCUUGUUGGUUUGAAAUGAUGCUGGUAGUGGGAGGAAAAGUUCCCACUUGUUUUUUUGGCAUAUCUGUAUUGUCACUUUGGCCUUUGAUCUGUGAAAAAAAACCUGUAAGAUGCAGAUGGACAAUUUAACAGCUGACUAUGGGAAAAUGCAUGCAGAGAUAACAGUAAGAAUGGUGUUAACACUCAAGCAAUUAAAUACACCCAACUGCACACCAAAGAAACGCAUUUAGCAUGGCACAAAUAUAUCACUGGACUGGUUUAAAUUACAUGUUAUUUCAAACUGCACUGCAAAUUGGUCAUCCUAAAAUAAAACUUGACUACCCCUGUAAACAAGCUAAACAAAUGUCAUGUGUUUUAGCCUGAAAUAAAAAUGGUGUCCUAAAAUUCCAGCUAUAUGAAAUACUAAUGCAAAGUUUUAAUUUGUGUUCCAGAAGAGAAGCAUAUAAAAUGUGGCUUAAAUAUAGCAACUACAUUGUUAGUUACCUAUUCCAGAUUAUUGUGUGUUUGAACUAUUGAUUCACUUGUAGUACAUCCAGUUUCAGCACUGACAUAUGAAAUUGUUUGUGUGCAGUGCGCUACAGACGUGCAAGAGACAGCAAUGCAUUUUGCUGGCUUUCUGAUGAGGUACUUGCUGAUACACAAGGUGGUUUACAUAUCAUAAUAUGAAUUUGAUAUGUCAGAGAAUGAAUUGUUUUGCAACAGUGGAUGGUCAUGGAA